AUGGAUAAGACACGAUUACCAGUACUAACUGGAGGAUGUCAAUGUGGAAAUAUUCGUUAUGCUCUAUUUGCAAAGCCGGAGAAAUUUGACGUAUGUCACUGUCGUAUGUGUCAAAAGGCCGUUGGUGGCCCAUAUGCUGCUCUAGCCGUUAGCUCAUUGAGCAACUUUGCCUGGACACGUGGAACACCGUCGUCAUUUGCCAGUUCAUCGAUGGCCACUCGUGGUUUUUGCUCUAAUUGUGGUACACCAUUAUUUUACUUGAAUAACAAAGAUGAAAGUAUCGAACUAACAUCGGGCAGUUUUGAUCGACCAAUUGACCUAGGACCACCACGGACUCAAACUGGUAUUGAAAAUUGUUUGAAAUGGGCUGUUAUCAAAGAUUUGCCGACAAGAUCAACAGAUGAAAUUAAAUAUCCACCUGCAGAAAUGAAUAAUUAUCAACAUCCGGAUCACGAAACAUCGGACAAACCAAAAAUGAGUAGUUUAGUUAACGAAAAUAUUACAACUGUUGAACAACUAAAUGCGACAGAAAAAUUAGAAUACGAUCAUGAUAAAGUUGCAAAUAUUACAUUUAAUUGUGAAAAAUUCAUGAACGAACCUAAUCCUUAUCCAGAAAUGUUAUUCGCUAUUCAAACAACUAUCAAAGAAUGUAUUGAUAGCAAUUGUCUUGUUUCUUCUCCGAAUUUAUUAAAAUCAUUAAGUGAAUUUAUUCAGGAGAAACUUUGCAUCAAGAUAUUCCUGGAUAAUAAUUCCAGUUAUGCUCAUCAAAUAUUUAAAAUAUAUUUUGACACUCUUAAUAUAUCAGCACUGAUCAUCAAUUUACAAAAUGAGUGUUAUAAUCAUUUGAUCGAGAUAAUUGUCUAUGUCGUUACCGAAGCUUGUCUGUACAUAAGAGUGACUAACAACGAUAUUCACGAUGAACAACUACUAUUCGUAGCCAUAUUGAAUUACAUUGAUAACUUAAUCGAAAAAUCAUAUCUAUUUCUCGAGUUAAUAUGGAAUUUAACUGACGAAACAAUCUUGAUUCCAAAAUUUACUCAGACUGGUUAUCCACAAGCUGUUCUGAAAUGGGUUAGAAUAGAAAACUUAACAAGCAAACUAUAUAUUAGUCUUCUUAAUAUUAUACAUAAUCUUGCUCGACAUGAUGAUGGUGCGGAUGAAUUGAGCAGAUAUGAUGGUAUCAAUAUACUAAAAAUGUUACAGACAAAAUCAAUUGUACAAACGGAUAACGAGAUGUCAUUGUUAUGUUCAAUGUCAUUAGCACUCAUCUCCACACCAGAACAAAUUAAAAAUAAUAAUCAAUUUAUGAAUAAAAUUCUUGAUCAAUUAUUACAAACUGUAAUUGAUGCAUCAUUGAGCGACGACUAUUCGGAUAAAGAAGGCUAUCAUAUUUCGGAACCAUUAGCAGUGUUUGUUCAACUGUUCAUUGAUGAUCAUAUUCUAGAUUAUGUUUUGCAACAUCAAGUUCCAGUUAUUAUUUUAUCAAGCGUACAAUUAUUUUCGAAUUUAUUGAUUCGAUUUUGUAGUUUAACAGACAAUGACUUAAAAGCACAAUUAACAUGUUUAGCGCUCUUUAAUAUUCUGUGGAGUAUAUCAUUUCAUGAAGAAUACAAAGAAGAAUUGCGACAAAAUAUCAGACUUAUCGGUAUAAUCAAAAAUUAUGAUGGUGUUAUGAAUAUUCAAUAUACAUCGAAACAUAUGGCCAAUGUUAAGAAAGCCUCGGAUGGUAUACUUUGUAAUAUUCUCGGUGAAACUACUCUUAUGUCAGAAAUAAAAACAAAUGCUACGAAACCAGUGAUAAUGAUUAGCUAUUCCCAUGCUAAUGAUAUGUUUUGUAGAACAAUAUUCGAUCAUCUACAUCAGCGACAACAAUUUAAUAUUUGGAUUGAUUUUCUUCAUUGUCGAACAGGUGAUCUAUGGGAAGAGAUAGCUAAUGGAAUGGAACGAGCUCAGGUUAUCUUAUGUUUAUUGUCUGAAAGUUAUUUUCAAAGUAAAUCUUGUCGACAAGAAUUUACCUAUGCGACUGACGGACUGAAAAAGCCAAUAGUGCCCGUUCGUAUUGAAAAUUUUACUCCAAAAGGAUGGCUUGGGAUAAGAACCACAAACAUGAAAUAUGUUCGUUUUAAAAAUCCACAACAACCUGAAAAUAAUAAAAUUUCAGAAUUAAUUGACAUGAUUUCAGCUACACUAUUAUCAGAAGAUACUCCUAAUUCGCCAGCGUCUGAACAAUGUCAAAAAUCGAGUAUAACAUCAGUCGACAGUCAUUCGCAGUUAUUACAAGAAACACCAAGCGAUAAUUAUACUAUUAAUCAAGAAUCUGUCGAUACAUGGAGUAUAAAUGAUAUUACUCAAUGGUUCGAUCAGAAUCAUAUUUUAUCUGAAAUAAAAAAUUUAUAUCAAUUUCAAAAUGGUACAGAAAUGUUACUUUAUUCUGAAUUUUUACUUCCAGACAAUGAAGAAUGGAAAAAUCAAUAUCGACGUUAUUCUCUACGGUUUAAAAAAAAAUUUGGCGAUGCCGAAUUACCCGAACAUGAAUUUGUAAGAUUUGUUGUUGCCAUGCGUCGUUUAUAUCACACUGAAUGGAAUAAACAACAAAUAGUUCCAUCAUGUACGAUCAUAUGA
Messenger RNA from Didymodactylos carnosus, 2622 nucleotides. NCBI's taxonomy places the organism in Eukaryota, Metazoa, Rotifera, Eurotatoria, Philodinida, Philodinidae. The record is from the annotation of a GenBank genome assembly.